AUGAAAUCUAAAAUUACAGGACUCAUUUAUGAUAAAGCUUAAGAAGAAUAAUUAAACUUAGUGUUAUUAAUAGAAAAAUUGCCAAUUGACAUUGAAAAUCUAAAUUGGUUAAUGAUAAAUUUAUGUUCAAGUAUUUUUUGAAUUAACUUGAGUUUUACUUGAAUUAGUGAAAAGAAAAUAUAUAAAGUUUCCUCAAAUUGAUUUAGAGACAAUUUACAUUAGUAAAAAUGUUGAAAAUCCUUUACCUUAUAUUUUAUCAUAUGUAAACAUUUAAUUACCAUAAGGAAAAAGAGAAGUAUAUGCAUUAAAAUAAAUGACUAAUAUAUGUAUUUUUAUUAUAAUCAAUUUAGUAAUUAAAUUAUGAAGAAUCUAAUUAUGAUGAAUCAUAUGAUACUCUACAAAAAGUAUAAAGUAAGUUAUUAUCAAAAAUUGGAUAUAUUGAUAGUUUUGGAAUUGAUUUUUACAAAAAUUUUCGAGUUUACUUAAUUUAAAAUAAACCGAAUAUAUACAUUUAUAACCGGGUAUCACAAGAGUAGAUUCUAUAUAAGUACCUCUAUUUAUUUUGA
Paramecium sonneborni is the source of this 566-nucleotide messenger RNA. The record is from the annotation of a GenBank genome assembly. NCBI's taxonomy places the organism in Eukaryota, Ciliophora, Oligohymenophorea, Peniculida, Parameciidae.